UUCCCCUGCAAACAGUUGAAAGACUAGAAGAUGAAAUUAAACAGAAAAUCAACAUUUGUAAUCAAAAUAUGGACCCCGAUAUAAGAAUGUCACUACAACCUUCAGAAGACAGAAUGGCAAGUGCAAAAGAUGAACAAAAGGGUGCUACUGGAUUUGAUAAGAAAAAACGCAGUAAAAUGCAUAAACGGUCACCGCAGACGAUCAAAACUAGCAUGAAACCAACGUCCGUCGGUACUAAGCCACCUGUUGUUCACACCAUUCGUGGGAGAUUAGAUGCACCAACGACAAGCAGUAUUGCUUACGUGGCAAUCGAUUUAGGUACUUCGUACAGCGGCUACACAAUUGCAGUUGGCAAUAUAUUGUAUUGUCCAACAUUUUUUGUCAAAUUGCCUACGAAGACACCAAGUGUUAUCUUACUUGAUGAAAAUAAACACAUUCGCAGUUUCGGUUAUGAGGCCGAAGAACUCUAUACAGAGCGUCAAGAGAUUGGUGAUCACUUAAAGUGGUACUGUUUCAGAAGAUUUAAGACGAUCUUUUCUUCAAAAGAAAAGGUGACAUCGAAAGAUGAACUUGUCGACGAGAAUGGAAGGAAAAUGAAAGCAUUGGACGUUUUUGCUGCUGCAAUACAUUACUUCCGCAAUAAAGCGAUGGAAUGGUUACGAAAGAACUGUGGUGAUAGAAUAAUGGAUCGAGAUGUCCGCUGGAUCUUCACAAUACCCUCGGAGCCGUUUGCGGCACAAUUUAUGAGAGAGGCCUCAUUUGAGGCUGGCCUGCAUCGUGAAAAUAUAUCUGUUCUACUUGAAUCUGAGUCUUUAUCUGCAUACUUUCAACUGGGAUGCUUAGACGAUGGCACUAGAUUUUAUAAACCUGGAACAAAAUACAUGAUCAUCGAUAUUGGCGGUAAGUUAAAAAACAAAGGUAUAUCUCAGGCAGGAAAGGUUUACAUGGAUAUGUAUAUGAGUAACAUAUACUAGUACACAAAGCAAAAUAUAUUAACUAGGAUGAAACGAACAAAUUGGGGCACCGCUUGCAACAACAGCACUGGGGAGUUUAAACAGGUUUAUGGUACACACUUUCCCUUACUCAACCCAACCAUGUUUGUUUCAAAGUCACAACAGCCUAAGAUAAAGUUUUCACUGACAAGUGAAACUUUAAGACACGAAAUGGUAGCAGGGGGGAACAUAUUUUAAAACACAAAACUGUUGUAUAUUUACAUAAAGAACAAGAGCCUAAAGGACUAUAAACGAGUGUACUCAAUGCCUUUGUGGUAAAAAUGUAAUAAGAAAAACACCAUUACGGCUCCGGCGACACAUCAAAACACCUAUGUCCCGUUCGGCUUUCAGAAUACCAAUCACCAACCAUUACUCUCCGACGCAAUCAUCGUCCAUAUAUAAAAGGGUCGAAUGCGAUGAAUUGC
Messenger RNA from Mercenaria mercenaria, 1417 nucleotides. RefSeq names its product heat shock 70 kDa protein 12A-like. Bases 69 to 974 code for a protein of 301 amino acids. NCBI's taxonomy places the organism in Eukaryota, Metazoa, Mollusca, Bivalvia, Venerida, Veneridae. The transcript is spliced from 4 exons. The record is from RefSeq and is a predicted model, not a curated record.